AUGCCAUCAACCUCACAGUCCGGAAUACAUUCCGAUAUCACUGCUAAAAUGAAUAAAUUCGCACGAUGGAUAAAAAACAGCUUUCGCCGCUCAUCGGCUAUCUUUGUUGAGGGUGCUGCAGCUGUUGGUGGCUUGGACAGCGGCAUCGGUGGCACUGGUAACUACAAGAAAAUCGCUGUGAUAACAACUGCAGCAACAUCCGCUGAUGGAAGUGCCUCGUCGUCCACUGAUUCGAACGGUGGCGUAACGCCGCCAAGUGAGAUUGUACCUUCGUCUGGUGAUGAACAGUUAUGA
This is a messenger RNA of Gongylonema pulchrum, 294 nucleotides long. Lineage: Eukaryota; Metazoa; Nematoda; Chromadorea; Rhabditida; Gongylonematidae. The record is from the annotation of a GenBank genome assembly.